Molecule: messenger RNA, 3902 nt
Organism: Cuscuta epithymum
Lineage: Eukaryota; Viridiplantae; Streptophyta; Magnoliopsida; Solanales; Convolvulaceae
Source: the annotation of a GenBank genome assembly
AUCAUUCCCAAACCCUUGGGUAUCGAUUCAUUCCUUAGCCAACAGUCUGCCGUUCUUUUUCAUCCGGGCAUAAAAUAAUUCUCUCUUCACUUCCCCCGGUCUCGGCCAAAGCUUCAAUCAGAUUUCUUUUGCCUCUGCAUCUUUUAUCAAAUUAAAGAUUUAAAAGAAGAGCUUACCGGAAGACGUUACCGAAGUGCCACACUUAUAUGAGUAUUUUGAGUUCAGCUGCUAACAGGGGGUUGCGGGAGGGGGGCCGGGGGAGGCCUGGAGUAAUCAGGGUUGAAACUCACUCCAUUGAAUUUUGAACCCUUAUGUGCCUAGCGGGUUUCGAACUCGAACAAUAGCCUAGCCGCGAAGUAUGGGGGGCUGGGCAUCGGCGACGUUGAGGACGAGCCGGUGCUCAAAGAUGAAAAAGAGGGGGCAGCGGUGGUCGGUGCCAUGAAGCCGGAGGAGUUUCUGGUAGUUGGGACGAUUCUCACGGACAAAGUGGUUCGUUUUCAGAUCUUUAAGGAUCUCAUGGCAGCUUUAUGGCGUCCGAGCAAAGGAAUUUUGAUAAAGGGGAUUGGAGAAAAGAGGUAUCACUUAAAAAAUUUCCACUCUGUUGAUAUGAAUCGUAGCUUGGAUAAUGGUCCCUAGUUGUUUGAUAAGAAUUUGAUUGUUUUAAAAGCUAUUAAGUCAGAAGAUAUCCUACUUAAAGUUUCGCUAGAUACGUUUGAGCUCUGGAUACAGGUUCAUAGUGUGCCAUAUAGUUAUGAUAAUCUUGGAACAACUGGAAGAAUUGGGAAUUAUCUGGGUGAGUUUGUUAGGUGGGAUGAUAAUCAAUUUGAUGAAAAAUGGGAGGCUUAUAUGCGGGUUAGAGUUCACAUGAAUGCGAAUAAAUCCUUAAAAAUUGGGACUACUAUCAAGAAAAGUAAAGGAGAAGGUCGGGUACUGGGUCAAUUUUAAAUAUGAAAGGCUUCCGAGUUUCUGUUUUUGCUAUGGGGUCAUCAGACAUGCACAUAAAUUUUGCCCUCUACUGUAUGAAAAAGGAGGAGAAGGUUUGACUAAGCCAUUUGAUCCGUGGCUACGAGCGGGUGGGAGGAAGACUAGACUUUCUUUAGGGUAGCAAAUGUCUGGUUUCGAGCUCCUCAACAGGUGGCAAUAACAAGGCUCGCGUGGAGAAAUCAACUCAAGGUCAGGACCCAGAAUUGAUAGGAGAGAGCACUCAAAGCAGGAUGGAGACUUCUACUAAUCCAGAGUGAGGCUCAGGUGGACGGAGGAGGACCAGGAGAGCUAAAAGAAGGCGUACUUGGGAGGAGCAAGCCACGAAGGACGCAACAAAGGAAGAAAUGGUCCUUGAUCCCCCAAAAAAGCGGGACAUGGGCGGGUGGUGGAUCACAAACCCACUAGAGUUUUUGAGAUUGAUGAUUGCUUUGUUAGCCUAGAGAUAGUUUUAUUUUGUUUGCUCUUUUUUCUUUAUUUUCCACGUUUUGGAUGCAUACCGUGUUUUGUUUGUGCCGCAUUUUUCCAGCAAAAAACUCUUGAACCUAAGCCAAUGGAUGAGGAGUCUAGUUCACAAGUCAUUGACUCAAAUAAGUCCAAAGUGGGAUCAUCAAAUUAUAUGGCUUCUUCGAAGGUGAUUAAUUCAAAGUCUAGUCCUUGAGCGGAUGGUAGACAGAAGAGUUGUCGUCGCUUUGUAACCUGCUUUGGUUAUGUUCUUUACUUCUUUAUGAUAUGAUAAGUUAAGUCAGUUUCGUUAAAAAAAAUGGACGAAGUUCAUUUUUAACAAUUUGACCUCCCACCAUUGCAAAUGGUCUUACUGUUAAAAAAUAACAAUUUUUAAAAAUGGAGGUAGCCAACUAGGGGCGAAUCAUAGCAGAGAACCAAAAAAUAAUUUUCACCCCCUCAAAAAAUAAUUUUCACCCCAAAAAAUAUUUUGAAUCCCCAAGAUGAAUUUCUUAGGUCUGUCCCGGUAGCCAACCUUGCUAGAGUUAUGUUUAAGAAUCAGACCAGAUCGGCCGGUUUGACUCGGAAUCCGGUCACAGGAGAUGGAGCAGGUCCGAUAGAGCGGUUAUAUACUCCGUUUGACUCUAGAGUGGAGUCAGUGGACUUCCCCGCGUGGUUAGUUGGUUACUUCCCUAAUCCAGUACUCCCUCCGUAACUUUAAAAUCUUCCCAUUUCAAAAGUAGAUAGAUUAAGAAUAGUGAAAGAUGAUUUGAAUUAUUGAGGGUAUGAUGGGAAAAUGGUGGAAUAAUGUGGUGGAAUGUAGAAUAAAUCCAAAAAAAGUAGUUGUAAUAGUGUAUUAUUGUAAGAAUUAUUGAGGGUAUGAUGAGAAGAUUUAGAAUUGGGAAGAUUUUUUUGUUACGGACGAAAAAGGAAAGUGAGAAGAUUUUUAAGAUACGGAGGGAGUAAUCUGUUUGGCUAGAGAGUGGAGAGUACUCUUCCAUAAAAACACAACAGUGACUAAACCUCUCCAAAACCGUACGUCUCCUCUCAGAACCACAGAUCAUCAAUGGCGUCAUCCGAUCCAACUCCCGGGGAUUCAUCAAAAGUGUUGACAGCUCAUCUCAACAAUAUACCCAAUAACCAGUUUUUCGUUUGGAGGGAGUUCGUAUGGGGUGCAAUUGCCGGAGCUUUUGGGGAAGGAAUGAUGCACCCGAUUGAUACUAUCAAAACUCGCAUUCAAAGCCAGGCCAUUCUUGGUGGAUCUCGGAACCAGAAAAGCGUGUUACAAAUGAUCCAAACUGUCUGGACUACAGAUAGUUUAGCUGGAUUUUAUCGAGGAGUAGCACCAGGGAUCACUGGGUCUUUGGCAACUGGAGCUACUUAUUUUGGGGUCAUAGAGUCAACAAAGAAGUGGAUUGAACAUACUCAUCCGAGUCUUAGUGGCCAUUGGGCACAUUUCAUUGCUGGAGCUAUAGGUCCAAGGCACAAGAAAGUAUUGGACUUCUGUUUUGUUAAAGGAUGGUGCCCAUAUGGAACACAGCCUGAACACGUAUGGUUACUAUUCAGGAAUGUUUCAAGCUGGCUGCUCUAUUUGGAGGGAACAGGGGCCAAAGGGUUUAUAUGCAGGAUACUGGUCCACACUUGCUAGAGAUGUGCCCUUUGCUGGCUUAAUGGUUACUUUCUAUGAGGCCUUUAAAAAUAUGACAGAGUACGGGAAACAAAAAUGGUUUCCCAACUCAAAUCUUCAAUUGAAUAGCUCUGUAGAAGGGCUCUUGUUGGGAGGACUAGCUGGGGGUUUAAGUGCAUAUCUAACCACACCCUUUGAUGUUGUUAAAACAAGAUUACAAGUACAGGGGAAAAUAUUAAGGUAUAGUGGUUGGUCCGAUGCCGUUCAUAAGAUAUGGGCGACUGAGGGUUUGAGGGGGAUGUUCAGAGGUAGCAUUCCUAGAAUUACAUGGUACAUCCCGGCAUCAGCACUAACCUUCAUGGCUGUCGAAUUGCUGAGAGAGACAUUUAAUGAAAGGCUGGACAACAGCAACAAACUGACUGGGAGUAAUAGUAGUAUGUCGAUUGACAAAAAAGAUUCUUCAUUACAAGAGGUCUCCUAAAACACUCUAUCCUCCACUUCAUACUCUGCUGCUAUUCUCAUGAUGGGUACUUUUGUCAAUAUAUGUUAAGACUGUUCUGACCGACAUCUUAUGCCAAGGCAUUGACCCGGUAUUGUAGGAGAUUAAAGCAUAUUUUUUCAGCUCAAACAUCUAGAUCACUCUUGAGUUGAGAAAUGAUAUUUUAUGCUAAUGGUCUUUUUGGAAAACAGAAUGCAAGAUCUACGUAAAUAAUAUGAUUACUUCCUGGAACGUAAUGUGAAAAAGUGCGCGAAUGGAUGUUACAUUGAACAGUGCGGUAUACUAAUAUGGAACUCUAUCCCGAAAGGGUUAUUGUGAUCAUGAUACCAUUCUAAUUUUGGCUAAUUAAGG